AUGCUCUCAAAGUCAAUGCGCAGUAUAAGUAGAAUAGAUAUGUUGGAGACGGUAGAUAAUAAGACAUUUUCAGGAGCAGCAGAAAUAGACAGAAGAAUGAACGUGAAGAUAAACAGCACUUUCGUCAGGGGAACAGAGGUAAGAUAUAUAGUGCUAUCAGACGAUGAAAUAGAGAAAGUGGCAAACAGUCUGCAGAGAGAACAUGCUGUAUAA
Nematocida minor is the source of this 213-nucleotide messenger RNA. RefSeq lists its product as uncharacterized. Lineage: Eukaryota; Fungi; Microsporidia. The record is from RefSeq and is a predicted model, not a curated record. The coding region runs from base 1 to 213 and encodes 70 amino acids. The transcript has a single exon.